Molecule: messenger RNA, 1564 nt
Organism: Camellia sinensis
Lineage: Eukaryota; Viridiplantae; Streptophyta; Magnoliopsida; Ericales; Theaceae
Product: putative Peroxidase 48
Biological process (GO): hydrogen peroxide catabolic process; response to oxidative stress
Molecular function (GO): heme binding; peroxidase activity
Source: RefSeq, a predicted model, not a curated record
GCUCAAUUCGUUUAUGUUCCCAACUAACUCUCUACCGGAAGAGAGAAAAUAUCAGAAAACAGAGUAGAGAGAGAGAGAAACAGAGAGAGGUUUCUAGUGUUGCACAUGGAUUUGAUGAGGAAACUGAGCUUUCUAGUGUUCCUAUUGUGUCUAUUGAUCUCUCUGAAGAAAGAAAAUGCCGAAACCAAGAAGGGUUUUCGAACCAUCACUCACUCUCCAUCCGAUUCCCCUUCAAUUCUCGUAGCUCCAUCAAUGUCUCGUUCCAUCUUCUUCUCCAAAAUUGCCAAGAAGCCCGAAGACAUUGGCAAUCCCAGGCCACUCGAAUAUGAUUUCUACCGCAAAUCUUGCCCCCAAGCCGAGAAAAUCAUCCGAUCAAAGGUUCGCAGUCUCUACGAGGUCCGCUCUGAUGUCGCUCCUGCACUAUUGCGGCUCGUCUUCCAUGAUUGUUUCAUUGAGGGGUGUGACGCCUCGGUUUUACUGGAUGCCGUUGAUGGAAUUGACAGUGAGAAAGAGUCUCCUCCCAAUGAAACCUUGAAGGGCUUUGAUCUAAUCGAUAUGAUCAAGUCGCAGCUCGAAGAAGCUUGCCCAGGAGUAGUUUCUUGUGCUGAUAUUCUUGUUUUGGGUGCUAGAGAAAGUGUUGUUCUGGCUGGUGGCCCAUUCUACCCUCUGCAAACUGGUAGGAGAGACAGCACUCUUUCUUUCUCAGAAGUUGCAACAUAUGAGCUUCCUAAUCCCCAGAACGAUCUCCCACAAAUCGUCGCAUCCUUUGCGUCAAGGGGAUUCAAUGAAAGAGAAACAGUCAGUCUCUUGGGUGCACACAGCAUUGGAACAAUUCACUGCAGAUUCAUCCUCAACCGGCUUUACAACUUUGGUGGCACCGAUGAGCCAGACCCAACUCUAGACCCCCAAUUCCUCGAUCUCCUAAGAUCAAAAUGCAAUGACAGCCACACAUCAUUAUCACCUUCACCAUUGUUAUCGCCAUCUUCUGAUGAUGGCUCAGCGUCACGAUCUUCCUCAUCACAGGAGCCAGGAGUGGAGAUGGACUAUCAAGGACGGGGAUCAGGUUUUGGCUCACUAUAUUACCGUGGUCUGCUGGAAUCUAAAGGAAUCCUCUAUGUCGAUCAGCAGCUAACAGCAGAGGAAAAAACUGAAGCUUGGGUUAGAGCAUACGCCUCAGAUGAUUCCUUGUUUGGACGGGACUUCGCUCGGGCAAUGAUGAAGCUUUCCAAUCUUGGACUGCUGACUGGGCCAAUGGGUCAGGUUCGGAUCAGUUGUUCGAAGGUGGCCUGAGAAAGGUAUGAGCUAUGCCACUUGUUCAGCCAGUCCUAAGAUGGUUUGAGUUGUUUGCUAGAUGACAUUGUUCAUUCACUCUUACUAUUUCAGUCUAUGAAAUAUAGUUUGGAAUGUUUUGGAAACUCAAAUUUGGGAUUUGUUGAACUUUUGUAGUUUGUACAUACUAUAGCAAUCAUAUGCUGGUGUAAUUGUUCAUUACAGGUUAGAAAUGGUAGAAGUUUCUCAUAAGCUGUAAAUUGGUUCAUCCAAAUUAGUAUUAAAAAAUAAAAUA